CCGUCUUAUUUUGAUGAUGAAUAUGAAGGCACGCUAAGCCGGGCUGGAGCGGAGUGUCUCAGAGGCUGCGCUCCUUCCAGAGCCCAAGGACUUACAGCUUCUUCCGCUGCUGCCUCCCUGUGCCAACAACCCCCCCCCAAAAGUUGUGAUGCUUUUCUUUACCCAGUGCUUUGGGGCUGUGUUAGAUCUCAUUCACCUCCGCUUUCAGCACUACAAGGCUAAACGGGUCUUCUCUGCUGCUGGGCAACUUGUCUGCGUUGUAAACCCCACGCACAACCUAAAGUAUGUGUCCAGCUGCCGUGCCAUCGCUCAGAGCGCGCCAGAGCAAGGCAGCUUCCCCCCCCACCACCUCACCCACCACCACCGCCAUCACCGUCCCCACCAUCACCUCCGCCACCACGCUCGCCCGCACCACCUCCACCACCAGGAGGCAGGGCUGCACGCUGCCCAGGUGACACCCUGCAUGUGCCCCCUGUUCUCCUGCCAGUGGGAAGGCCACCUGGAGGUGGUGGUGCCCCAUCUACGGCAGAUGCACAGGGUCGACAUCCUCCAGGGAGCGGAGAUCGUCUUCCUGGCCACGGACAUGCACCUGCCCGCACCAGCCGACUGGAUCAUCAUGCACUCCUGCCUGGGCCACCACUUUCUGCUGGUGCUUAGGAAGCAGGAGAGGCACGCAGGGCACCCCCAGUUCUUUGCCACCAUGAUGCUGAUCGGGACCCCCACCCAGGCCGACUGCUUCACCUAUCGCCUGGAGCUCAACAGAAACCAUCGGCGUCUGAAAUGGGAGGCCACCCCCCGGUCUGUUCUCGAGUGCGUGGACUCAGUGAUCACUGACGGGGACUGCCUCGUCCUCAACACCUCGCUGGCCCAGCUCUUCACCGACAACGGCAGCCUGGCCAUCGGGAUCGCCAUCACGGCUGCAGAGGUCUGCCCGUCAGAAGCCGAGACGUGAAGCCGGAGGCCACUGGACGUUCAGGCACAGCCACCUGCCCCCAGACGCUCUACCUGUGUCCCUGGGAAUCUCCGGAGGCCGGGACUCCAGGCUCCUUUUUAUUCUUCUCCCUCCUUCCCACCUUCCUUCCUUCCUUUCUUUUUUUGUCUCAGGUACUUUGUGGUAUUUAGUAUUUGUCCUCCGUGGGCAUUAGAGUAGGUAAACAGCCUGUGAUUCACGAUCUUGGUGUGAGGCCCGUCCUGAUUUGUCCGUAUAGCUUCACAGAGCAUUUGUAACCCGAUGCGAUCAGAAUGGUGAGUUCCCGCACCCCCAGUGCCCUUCUCCACUGCUUCCCACAUAAGCAAAAGCCACUGAGACCACGAAGAGGACUGCUGGGGUUGAGAGGAGGUUUAGCGUCUGAAUCCUUUCUUCCUUCUCUCUUCGUCUAUUUCCAACCGAGCUACCUCUGAGGUGUGAGGACAGCAGGUUGGGGAGAGCGACCUGGCCAGCUCAGAGUUAUGUUUCAGACCAGCCAGACACAACUCUGACACCUUCCCAGGAACCUUAGGGUCAGAGCUAAGCUGCCUGGAUGUGAGGAGACAGGGUCUCCUCUGAAGGCCAGGGCACCAGACUGCCCGGGGACAUCCCAUCAUGAGGCUGCCAGGGGGACCUCUGUUGGCAGGCUGCCAGGGGCUUGCCAUCAGCCUGGGCUGUCCUUCCCUGCGCUGGGCCAAAGCCCUCAUGUUUAUGGUGCUCUCCUGAAAACCUCUUUGCCCUCUGUUGAGCAAGUAGGAGAAAAGAACAGGCAAGAUGCAGGGGAUGAGAAGCCGCUGAGAAGAAAGAUAAAUUAAUCUCCCACCUCUGGGAGGGCAUUCUCUCCUCCGAGGUUUUAUUAUCAAAUUGUAAAAUCCAUCAAUCCUUUCACUGGGGCGGAACUCUUCCGUAACACACGAAGAAACCCACUUUACUCUUGAUAUCCUGUAAAGCAGAAUCAUAACUCCGCAUCAGACCCAAGGAAUUGGGAGGGUGUGCCAGGACCUCUGACCUCUGGAGGUCAGAGGUGACUCAUACACCUGGGGCAGGGGAGAGGAGGUCCUCUUCCUUUCUCUUACAGCACACAAACAUUGUCACUGGUCAGCUAUUGCCAGCUUCCUGUUGCAGUGCGAAUGGAAAGGUGACAAAAAUCCAUCUUGCCUCUACAUAGACUGCUUCCUCAUGUUUGCUUGCCAGAACAAUUCAACACCUCCUUGUAGAAGUUUCUCUUGUGUAUUUGAAGAGAGUAAGCAUGUUUAAAUGGACUUUGUCUCUUCGGUUCAAAGGUGAACACUGUUCAGCCUUCCCGGUAUACCCUCUUCUCCCUCCUCAUGUUUGUGUUUUCUUUGGCUACGCUUUGGUCGCUGAAGAGCAUGGCACCAAACCCCACACGACACUCAGCAGAAUUGAGUGAUUCUUCUGCCACGCAGAUGUGGCUCUCUGGCCCGUUCCCUCACCCCAGCUAUCUCGGCUGCAUCUGGGCAGCCCUCCAAGUGAGUACUUAGUUUCAGGCAACUUGCCCUGGUUCGCCAUCAGCAGUCUUCUCCCCACUAAAAAUAAUUGAUCCCGAAACACAGCAUCCUCCCCCCUCAUAUGAGAUCAUCCUCCAGUCGCCUCUGCUGCCCACCCACGCCCCAAGGGUGGUGGCAGUCGGGAGAUUCCCUAAACCAGCCCUUUCUAGUCACACAGCCAUCGCCGAGGCCAAAUCGUGGGGCCAAACUUUGGUCAGGUUAGAGCCCCGAGGGGGCCCCUAAACAUCGUGUCACUGCCUGAGGCCAACAUCAGGUCACGGUCGCAAGGAAGGGGCUGGAAUCUGCUCACUCUGUCAGAACAUCCUACCAGGGCACCAGCUCUGCCCUUGAACCACACAGACGCCCAGGAACAAGCUGAGGCUGGCUGGCCCGCACAGGAGAGACGGGCUCACUUGGUUCCUUCCUUUACCCACAGGCCCUUCCCCAAAACCUCAGAUCUCCUUGCCUGUAAGUCUUACUUCAAGAAGCCACAGUUCCUCCCCUGGUUCCUGAUACUCAGCAACUCUGAAACAUUUCUGUAGCAUCACAGGUGCCCCAGACAAACCAACAGACAAAACCUCAACGAGAGUAUAAUUACAGUGCACAGGGCCUUAGAAUUCCUGCAGACACCACCUCUGCCUUCUUCUUGUGCUGUUACCUGAGCCAAACUGGGAAUAACUUCAGGUUAUUAUUGCACAGAAGACUGGAUUAUGAAUGGGGGACCCCAGACAGGAACUUGUAUUUUGGGUACUUAGGAAUGUUUAGAAUAAAGGAUAGGAAUGUUUCCUUUUCAUCCAUCUAUGAUGCUCCCCAGACGGCCUCCCUCUCCGUAGCCACACGUGAGGAAUUGAAGAAAAAAGAGGAAACCAAAAACAAUGACGAGAGAAGAGAAAACAGCACCAACAGCGUGUUGUGGUGAGCUUUACCGCUACAAAUGGCUCCCACAUUCCAAUCUCGGGUUAAGUAAAUCCUUGGCAGCAUCCUCAAUUUACUAGAAAAAAAUAGAGAUUCAGAGACACGACAUGACCUUCCCAAGGUCACACACCAAGUGGUCAGGGCCAUGAUUAGAACCCGACCAAAUGACUACAAAUUUGGUGUUCUGGGAAAAGGAAGACUGGCCCCAAAUAUUCAGCAGUGUUCCCUCCCACCUCCUCAGUGGACUAAUGGUCCCAAGGGUCAACCCGGUCUUUGUUCUGGGAUACCUGAGGGAUCAGGGAGAGAGAGAGACUGGAGCGCAUUUGCUCUUAAAGGCAGCUCUGCUGGAAGAACUGGUCAACCUAGAAGCAGAGGGUGGGGUGGUGGGAGCAGGUAAUGGCUGUGGAGUCUUCCAUGCCCUGGGGCUCCAGGAUCCUCGUUCUUAGAUUUCCCAGAGUCUGGAGUCUAUUGGUGGAGAGCUCUGGGAUCUCAUGACCUCAUUCAUACCCAGAUGCUGACUUAAUGACUCACCCUCUGAGGGGUAUCUGGAUUUUAAAAGUAGGCCUAGGACGAGAGCCCCACUUAGAGCAAGAGAGGAGUCACCAGUGCUUAAAUUCCAGGCAUCUGUGAGAAUGAUUCUUUUCAGGAGGUGUGGACAGUCCUCCUUGGAGGCUGUGUCUACGUAAACAGUUGUUGCUGAGAUGGAGGUCGGCCCAUACAAAGAAGGUUGUCUUGAAUAGUCUUGGCAUGAACCUGCAUCUGAAAUAGAUCCCAUCACUCUCCGUGGCUACUUUGGACAUUUUAGAAAUGGGCCAGGUUAAUAAUAGUAACAGUACUCGUGGCUCCCAUUUAUUGAAAGUUUAAUGUGUAACACAGUAGGUUGAAUGCUUUGAAUAUAUUAUUCGCAUUUCAUCCCCAUAACAACCUUAUGAAACAGGUACUUUUGUUGUACCAGUGAGAAAUUUGAGCUGAGAGAGUUUGGACCUUGUUUAAAGUCACACCGCCAGCAAAGAGUAGAGGUGGGUCUGGAACCCACAUGUCUAACCCCGCAGUCCCAGUCUCCUGACCGAUACCACCUUGUGCUAUUUCUAUGAAUUUGUGGACCCUGAAUGGCAUAGAGACCUUUGGGGGCUAACUGUGCCCUUUUGUUUCUCCUGUUUCCCCACUCUUCUCCCAGCCCAAGACCAGGCUGCUGGGCUACAACUGGUUUGUAUACUAGUUGCCAAACCUUUUAGGAAUUCUACAAGCUGACUAAGCACAGCCAUCACUAAAAAUUAAAUUAUAUAAAUGUACAAUUAGUACAUUAGUACAAUAAUGAAAACAAAGGUAAUAACUAUUCAAAACUCCUCACUUCCUAAUUGUCACACUACUCCCUUAUUUUCUGUGCUCUUGAGACUACUUCCAUUUACCAUAACUGUAUGGCAAACACCGCACAGUGAUGCCCCACGGACUCCAUAUUGGAUGAUGUCACAGCAAAAGCUUAAAACUGGCUGUGGUGGUAGUGCUUACACUCCUGGAAAUAGGCAAACAUGAUAAGCCAGGGCUUUUCCUCUUUGGAGAACUAGCUGUUAAAUGUUUACCAAGGCAUCUCUUUUACACACAGAGUGUAGAGGACAGAGGACUUUGGGAGGAGAAGUAAAAUUCUGUUGGCCACACUGACAGAGACACAGAUUACAGCCAAUCUGUGGCUAGUGGAACAGCAAAUUACAGGGAAAUCACAUUCUAUUCUGUAGAAAGGAGUCUGGGGCCUCUAGGCAGCUUCAAGGGCAUUCCUUGCCCAACCCUGUACCCAGCUCGAUUGCUGUUAGUGCAAGAAGUUCUAUCUGAUGACUUUCAUGCAAAAGUCACAGCUCCACAAAACCAACCUAUUGACCAUCCCAGUCCAGAAAGUAAAAUCAAGUUCUACAGGAGUGGAUGAUACUGCUACUUGUCCUUAUAGGUCAAUUUUCUUAUCUCUACAUGUAGACCAAAACCCCAUCUAAAGAAAUAUUUCACUUUGGAAAGAAGAAAAAAAAAAUAUUUAACUUGGAAAUUAGUGACUGGAAGUAUCCCACAUCUGGAAAGGGCACCAUGAACAGUGGUGUAAGCAUCACAGAAAAUGUGUUACCACUGAAGUAGGACCCUUACACCGCACAAAGCUGAGGGACAGAAAAGGUAAUGAGUCAAGGGACAUCAUGUAAAGAACAGAGCCCAGUACCUCAUUUUCCUACUCUGGCUCCUUCACUCCACUGUAACCCAACAAAGGAUCCUGCUCAUAAUCUAUAGCUGAGUCUCACCAAUACUCUUUCUAAAUGAAGGGCAUGGUUCCCACUAGGGUAAAAGUCACAGGAAACUCUGGGCUGUGUUUGGAAGUAGGCAGAAUCUCAAGGUCAACAGCAAAAUCAGUUACUCUGACCCCAGUGGUUUCAUUGUGAGGGAUGGAAGGAGUGAGGCUUGCUGAAGCUUCCACUUAGAUCUAAUUUCUGGUGGAAGGAGAAGGGACUGUGGACUGGACAUCACAAAACUACACUUCUAUUGAAAGUUUAGCUACAAAUGACAUUGAAAAUAGCAUCUCCCAGUAGAUUGUCAGACCUUCAAAUUAUUUGUUCUGAAAUUUUCCAUCAAGAACUAGUGAGUUCUCUGUUGGGCUAACCUGGGGAAUGGCCACCCAAGAAAAACCUCACCAAAAAGAGAUCCAAGAGAUCUACUGUAGAUAAGCAUUGAUCCUUUCCCCCCAAAUCAGGCUAUCACGUGGGUUACCUACAUGAGUUAGAGUUUGUCUUUUCCAGUAUUGUAUGAAAAUAUUUUACCUUGAGUACUGUAAACACCCCCUUUUUUUUAACCUUUUUUUAGGGUAUUGACAUAAGAAAGAGAAAGGAAACUGAGAAUCAUUUUAUUUACCCUGAAUUGAUGUAUAUAUACUUUUCUAGGCUUUCUUAUGAUGUUAAAGACAGCAAAAAGCAAACGUAGAACGCUACUUUACCUCUAUUCUGUCUCCCAUGAAGAGUGUUAUUAAAGUGCAAUUGAUAUUGUUUUCCUGAACACUUUGGAGUUAUUUUUUGGUGGUGGUAGUGUUUUUUGUUUUUUGUUUUUUGUUUUUUUUAUUGUCUCCCUACAGGCUACUGUACAACAUGCGGGAACAGAAAUAAAAUGCUACAAGGGAAAGCAAUUAUCAGA
This is a messenger RNA of Neogale vison (American mink), 6546 nucleotides long. RefSeq names its product siah E3 ubiquitin protein ligase family member 3 (gene SIAH3). Gene Ontology annotation, biological process: multicellular organism development; proteasome-mediated ubiquitin-dependent protein catabolic process. NCBI's taxonomy places the organism in Eukaryota, Metazoa, Chordata, Mammalia, Carnivora, Mustelidae. The record is from RefSeq and is a predicted model, not a curated record. Gene Ontology annotation, molecular function: ubiquitin conjugating enzyme binding; ubiquitin protein ligase activity. The coding region runs from base 149 to 952 and encodes 267 amino acids. Gene Ontology annotation, cellular component: cytoplasm. The transcript is spliced from 2 exons.